Castor canadensis (American beaver) is the source of this 4117-nucleotide messenger RNA. The record is from RefSeq and is a predicted model, not a curated record. Lineage: Eukaryota; Metazoa; Chordata; Mammalia; Rodentia; Castoridae.
GCAAAAAAAAAAUUAUACAUAUCUGUGGGAUACUGUAUGAUGUUUCUAUAUAUGUAUACUUCAUAUAAUGUUUAAGUGAAGUUAAACAUAUCUCCUCAAACAUUGAUCUUUUCUUCAUGGUAAAAAUAAUUCAAACUCCAAGCUUUUUGAGAACAGUACCUUACUGUUUUCUGUAGUCACUCUUCUGUACAAUAGCACACCAGAGCUUUUUUAUUGCUGUCCAUGACCAAGUAUUCAAUGAUAAACUUCUUCCCAUCCCUCCCUUGCCAUCUUCUCUGGAGCCUGUAGUAACCACUUUUGUACUGUCAACUUUAUUGAGGUUAACUUUUUUAUAUUCCACACAUGAAUGAGAUUACAGUACUUAUCUUUCUGUGCCUAACUUCUUUCACUUAACAUAAUGACCUCUAGUUCAAUCUGUAUUGUCAUGAGUGACAGGAUUUCAUUGACAGCAACAACUUUCAUGUGAGAGGAUGUGGGGAAAAGCAUUUAUAUUUAUUGAAUGCCUACUAUGCACUAGGCAAAUGGUUCUUGAGGCUAGAGACUGCUCAAGUCCAGGGACUCUCAGGCAAAGUAUGUAAUUUAAUGGGUGUAUGUGUGUGUGUGUGUGUGUGUGUAAAGUCUCAUGGGGGGUUUUGGAAACUCAGUGGAACUUCUGGUCCCUGGUUAGAAACCCCUGUGUUUGGUUUUCCAUGUAGUUAAUUCUCGUAGUAGUUCAACAAAGUGGUUGUAAUGCCUGUAUAUACAUCUUAGGAAACAAAGCUUGGAUAAACAGAUGUUAGCACAGCUAGUAUCUGACAACAGACACCUGGAUGAACACAGUGUUGGGCCUUGAUUUCCAUGCAGAAAGGAUCUUAGUUAUCCUUAAAUAUAAUACUUUCCAUUUCUCGGUCUGCUUUUAGUUCCAUCAUACACAGUACUGAGGGAAUGAUGACCAGAACUGCACGUGGCUCUAGAAACUCUCCUUCCCAAUACCUCAGGAACAGGCAAUGACAGAGGACUGGUUUUCAUUCUUAGACCAGAGCAGAGUAUGUGUACUUGGUACUUGGAGACUGUAGAUGCAGAGCCUGUCCAAAAUGUGGCCAUUCCACUCUCUUACUCAGAAAGAGAUCCUAUCCCUGGAGGCUGUAAUUUGGAGUUUGAUUUAGAUAUUGAUCCCAACCUUUACUUGGACUAUAAUUUCUUUGAAACAACAAUAAAAUUUGCCCCAGCAAACCUAGGCUACUCAAGAGGUGCAGAUCCUCCACCCUGUGAUAUUGGGAUGGGCCGGGACUUCAGGUGGAGGUUGCAGUAUGAUGUGUAUCAGUAUUUUCUACCUGAGAAUGACCUCACUGAGGAUGUGUUGUUGCAGCACCUCCAGAAGAUGGCCCAGGUGCCCCAGGUGAAGGCCAAUGCUGUCAAGGUAGUUACCCUAACAGCUAACGACAAAACAGUUGUUUCCUUCUCUACCCUCCGGGGACAAGGAGUCAUUUAUAAUGUCAUUGUUUGGGACCCAUUCCUAAAUACAUCUGCUGCUUAUGUUCCUGCUCACACAUAUGCUUGCAGCUUUGAGGCAGUGGACAAUAAUUGUGCUUCUCUUGGAAGACUGUCUACCAAAGUGUUCUUCACUCUUUUUGCCCUGCUUGGUCUCUUCAUUUGUUUCUUUGGACACAGAUUCUGGAAAACAGAAUUAUUCUUCAUAGGUUUUAUCUUCCUGGGAUUCUUCUUUUAUAUACUGAUUACAAGACUGACAUCUAUUAAGUAUGAUGUUCGCUUGCUCCUAACAGCAAUAGCUGGAAGCAUCGGUGGAACUUUUUUGGUGGCUGCAUGGUGGCGAUUUGGAAUCCUUACGCUCUGCAUGCUGUGUAUUGGACUAGUGCUGGGAUUCUUCGUAUCAACCAUGACUUUCUUCACUCCACUGGGAAACCUGAAGGUUUUUCAUGAUGAUGCUGUUUUUUGGGUGAUUUUCUCUUGUAUAGCUAUCCUCAUUCCAGUAAUUUUCAUGGGCUGCCUAAGAAUAAUGAACAUCCUGACUUGUGGAGUCAUUGGCUCAUACUCAGUGGUUUUGGCCAUUGACAGCUACAUGUACACUAGCCUUUCUUAUAUCACUUUGAAUGUCCUCAGGAGAGCACUCAACAUGGAUUUCCACAGGGCUUUCACAAAUGUGCCUUUUCAAACUAAUGAUUUUAUUGUCCUGGCAACAUGGGGGAUGCUGGCUGUCAGUGGAAUUACCUUACAGAUUGGAAGAGAAAGAAGGCAGCCAUUUCCGCCCCCCCACCCAUACAAACUGUGGAAGCAAGAAAGAGAACGCAGAAUAACGAACAUUCUGGACCCCAGCCACCACAUCCCUCCAUUGAGAGAGAGGCUGUAUGGUCGAUUAACCCAAAUCAAAGAGCUCUUCCAGAAGGAACAGCUGGCUGGAGAAAGGACACCUCUGCUUCUAUAGAUGGUCACAGGAUUGGUCAGUGUGCCUCUGCUGUGGAGUUCAUGCUUAGACUGCUUCAGCAAUACCCUGUGCAAAGUCCAGAUUGGGAUCAGGCUUUGCAUGAUAUUAUGGUGCCCUUAUUAAUACAGUGAGGGUACACAAGGGAGUUAGGAUGAUUCUAAAUGAGACCAAAAAGUUGCUGGUAGGGAUGUUUUUCCUUUUUCCAAAUACUCAAGAAAUCACCUUUUGGUUUAUAAAUAAGUGGUCAACGUAUUCCAUUAAAUAGAUAGACCUAAAAAAAAAAAGUGAUUCUUUUGUAAAGCCCUGGUUUUUAUUUUUAAUGCUCCUUAAACAGUCUUUCCCCUGCGACUAAAGUUACUUAAGUAUUAUUUGCUUCUGUGCUUAGAAAUACAGGCAUUCGGUACUGAUCCUUUGAACAUCAGAAUAUAAAAAGAGAAGUAACAUUUUGUUUUUAAAUUUAAAUCAGCAAGGUACCCCUUCUCCCCAAAGCUUAAAAAAUUUUUAAUUGUGGUAAAAUACACAUAAAAUUUACCAACUUAUUUUCAAGUGUAACGUACAGUUCAGUAGGUUCCUUUGUUUUUUGUCUAAUAUUGUUUAAAAUGGUAAUUUAAAUAGCUACAUUAUUUCUGUUAUUUGAAAAUAGGUCCACUUAUAUAGAUAAAUAGAACUUGAUGGUCUAUUUAUAUUCCAAGUAAUUGCCUGUUGUCUUUUUUCUUUGAAGGCCUGUGUUGACAGCUGAUCUUUAUUUUUAACUGCAUUAGAUGACAUAUGGGUUGUGUUUUGUUUCUAGGAAGAAAGUUGACCUUUAAUUAAUCCAUAGGGCCAUUAACAACUUUAAAAAAUUUUGUACUUCAGUUCUGUCUGCUAUGGUGUAGAGUUUUGAAUAAUUGCUUUUCUCUGUAAAGCCUUUGUGCCACCUGUGUUUUGAAGUGAUGAGGUAGUCAACAAGCACUCAAGUGUUUACAGGACCUGCUCUUGUGAUUAGGACCACUUUGGAUUCUGUAAGGAGUGUUGCCUCAGUUUGACACUCUUGUCUCCCCACAACAAAGCACCUGAAUACUUUGGGUUGCUUAUCUCCUGUGCACAGCCUUUUUCCUUACCUGUCAGGGUACUGGACUGUGAGCUGGUUUCUCUGACAUGCUUGAGUGAUACUGAGAUAGGUUAUGAUUGUAGUAUGUACAUUUGUGAAGUAACCACUAUUUAAUUGAUGCUGCUUUUUAUAGUUUCUUCAAAGUACAGUAGAUUAUUGAAGUUUCAGGUAAUUAGGAAACUCUUCAAUUUUUGCUUUUAAAAAUGUUUUGGGAAGGAUAAAACAAUGGAAAAAUAUAAAACAAACUUUUUUUUUUUUGCCUUAAAAAAUUCAACACAAGUGUCCUAUUACUAUUUAUUCUGUUAUUCUUACUGACUACAACUCAGUAACAAAAAGUACUAGUACUUUAAAAAAAAAUAAUUCACUGUAGGGAUCCUGGCUUGUACCAGAUCUUUGUACAUUCUGAAAAAGUUUGUACCAUCAGAAUGCACUGCCAGUUAAGAUGCUGAAAGGCAGAACACAGUUUGUUGGAAGGAGUUAUACAAAUUAUUUAAGAAGAUUUUAUAAUAAUUUGUAAUAAAAAGUCAGUUUAUGUGAUUUUUACAAUAAAUUCCUUGUUUGGUUUUGGUGGUACUGGAAUUUGGACUCAGGGCCUCAAACUUGAU